AUGGCAUCAACGAGCGACAUUCUCACCCUUGUUAGCUCCAUCUUGCUCCGCGUCAGCAUAUGGGUGUUCUUGCGCUGGAUUGUACCGGCGCUUGCAACGGCACUCACGGCCAUUUACAUCCCUUCCUUCUUCACCAGUUUCCAAGACACCGAACAGUACAAGGUCAUAUCAGAUGAGCUUGACAUCAUCGUGAAAGACACUAUCUCUAGAGGUGAUGAUACGAGUGAAGAUGUUCAGCUCAUUGAGGGAGCAGACGAUGGGCCACUCGAAGAAUUGGACGUGGUGGAAACGAUCCAGUACGAGGAAAGGGAGCCUAAGAUCCUGAGGACAUUGCUCACAGGCCUUCCGAGUCCCUCGUCUGCACUAUGGAGUUGGAUCACGUUUGCCAUAAACAUGGCGCUCAUCGCUAUGGCAUUGGAUGUCGUGUAUCGCGCGCCGCUCCUCCACCAAUGCCACGACGCGUCGUUUGGACGCGUCGGUUACGUGUCAGACCACAGCGCAAACAUUCUGGUCAGAGAGCCAUAUGCGUUCGAUGUCAGAGUGCUGUACCGAUCAAUCGAUGAGCCGAACCGCUCAUGGAUGCACAAGAUCCAUCCCUCCAGCCAACCGAGCCACUGGCUUACGAACGAGACCGACUUCACCACUGUGCUUAACCUCGACUAUUUGCGCCCAGACACACAUUACGAAUAUGUCAUCGAGACAUCAAGCGGAAACAAGACGGGCACUUUCAUGACUGCACCUCGACCAGGUCGCACAUCGUCGCUCAAGGACAACAAAUACACCUUCGUUCACUCGAGCUGCAUCAAGCCGCGUGUACCAUAUACACCAUUUCAACACCCGCUUGAGUUCCCUGGCAUGAAGCAUCUUGCAAACUGGCUUCCCGAGCUCCGCCCGUACUUCAUGCUCUUCCUCGGAGACUUUAUCUACGUUGACGUCCCGCACCGACAGGGCAAAGACUCUGAGACAUAUCGACGCGAGUACCGCCAGGUCUAUUCCUCUCCGUCCUGGCCGGCGGUCAGCGACCACCUGCCUUGGAUCCACGUAAUCGAUGAUCACGAGAUUCACAACGACUGGAACUCGAACAUGACAGGGGUCGCAGUCCCUGCGUACGAUGCCUUCACGCACUACAAUGCCGCGCCAAACCCACCCGCGCAUCGUAAAGGCCACACAUACUUUUCCUUCACGCAAGGCCCGGCAGACUUCUUCCUUCUCGACACCCGCCGCUACCGUAGCCCAGAAACCAAAGACCCGAACGAUCCAGCGAAGACAAUGCUCGGCCAGCAACAACUAGACGAUCUCAUCGCCUGGAUCCACAAAGUCCCACACAACGGCGUGAACUGGAAGUUUAUCGUUACCGGCAUUCCGUUCACCAAGAACUGGCAAUUCGGUUCCGAGGAUACUUGGGGCGGCUACCUCCACGAGCGCCGCAUUAUCCUCGAAGCUGCUUGGGAACUAUCCUCCACUGCGGGCGUAGGCGUUGUCAUUCUCUCCGGAGAUCGCCACGAGUUCGCAGCUACCUCGUUCCCACCACCUGCAGGCUCGAGGUGGCCUGUCAGUGCCACGGUGCACGAGUUCAGCACGUCUCCGUUGAGCAUGUUCUACCUGCCAUUCCGCACAUACAAGGAGAUUGAUGACGAGGAUGUAUGCAUCAAAUACCUUCCCGAUGGCAAUAGCAAAUUCGGCGCCGUGGAGAUUACGAAUCCGCCACAUGGAGAGCAGAGUCUGCUCAACUACAGGCUGUUCAUCGACGGUAAGGAGGCUUGGACGCAUGUCAUUUCUACUCCGCCGAGUAGGGAUGGAAGUCACAGGGCGAAGGAUGCGGUGUGGGGUUAAGGGGAAUCGGCGUUCAGCGAUGGGAUAUAUGCGAAUAUAGUAAUUCUUCAGUUUAGCGUUAUUCGCAGGGCGCAGGACGGAUAGCGGGUUGAGAGCAUUUCGGGUAUCAUCUUAACGAGCUAAAUUCACUUCUUCUUCCCACCCGCACCCCA
Messenger RNA from Parastagonospora nodorum SN15, 1985 nucleotides. RefSeq lists its product as hypothetical. Bases 1 to 1833 code for a protein of 610 amino acids. The transcript is spliced from 2 exons. The record is from RefSeq and is a predicted model, not a curated record. Lineage: Eukaryota; Fungi; Ascomycota; Dothideomycetes; Pleosporales; Phaeosphaeriaceae.